GAUUUAUCAAAGACGGCCUUCCGGCGGCGGAGAUGUCUCCGCGAGCAACAAGGGCACAUCUCGCCACCCACCGCCUCCACUCCUAGGCCCUUGUUGUCCGCCGGCGCCGAGAUAGCGCGCUGCCCUGAUUGCUCCCGUUUGCCCGUAAGCUAUUGGCUCUCGGUGACUUCUGUAUGCUACCCGCCUUGCCAGUGGUCACGCUCGCCGCGAGGAGGCUGCUGCGUCGCGCCGUCGCUCCGCACGGGACUCGCUGAAGGUUUUCGGAGCGCGCGCGGAGGUCAGCGCGAUGGAGACGUGUGUGCUGCUGCCCCAGGAGUUCUCCCUGGUGGUGACCAGUCCGGCGGACGGCGACUCCAAGACGCUGGACACCCAGGUGCAGGUCUGGAGUAACGCGCGGAUACCGCAGGGGGUGCGCGUGUACCCGUUCCAGGGGACCGUGAGGCUGGACACGCUGGAUGUUCUCGGCUACCUCAGCCCGACUGAUAUUCGCCACCGGUUCGGCUGCUAUGACGAGAUCGCCGAGGUACAAGGCCGCCGUGUGCGCCACUGUAAUUGGGUGCGCUUCAUCCGACACACGAGCGUGUGCACGCCAGACGUCAACCUGGUCGGGUCCCGGUUCAGAGGAGAGCCCAUUUACGAAGUGAUCCGACCGAUCGCCGCACACUCGGAGAUCGUGGUGUUCUACCUUCCGGAGCCGCCACAAGAGGAGUUUGUCCUGCCAGCAGUCGCCUACCUGAGACACUCGCUCUACAAGAAGACCAUGUAUGCCAUCCUUGAAGACAGCCCUCUGGACCUGUCAGUCUCCCUGCUCUCCCGGCACCGGCAGCGGGCCGCCAGUCCGCGCCGUCCCCCGCCGCCACCUCCCGUCAUCGCCGCGCCCGAGGAGCGCAAGUCGGUCGCGUCGCCGACGUCGACGGCGUCAACGCUCUCUCUGUGCGAGUCGGAGCCGACGCGGCUGGUGGCGGCGCCGCGCCGGCCGCGCGAGCGCACCAUGCUGCCGUGCAGCGUGUGCGGCAAGACGUUCGACCGGCCGUCGCUGCUCAAGAGGCACAUGAGGACGCACACAGGCGAGAAGCCGCACGUAUGUGAUGUCUGCGGCAAGGGCUUCAGCACCAGCUCCAGCCUCAACACGCACCGGCGCAUCCACAGCGGCGAGAAGCCGCACCAGUGCGGUGUCUGCGGCAAGCGCUUCACCGCCUCCAGUAACCUCUACUACCACAAGAUGACCCACAUCAAGGAGAAGCCGCACAAGUGCCAGCUGUGCUCCAAGUCCUUCCCGACUCCGGGUGACCUGAAGAGCCACAUGUAUGUCCAUAACGGCUCCUGGCCCUUCAAGUGCCACGUCUGCAGCCGCGGCUUCUCCAAGCAGACCAACCUCAAGAACCACCUAUUUCUGCACACAGGAGACAAGCCGCACAGCUGCAACCUCUGCAACAAAAAGUUCGCGCUCGCCUGCAACCUGCGUGCUCAUCUGAAAACACACGAUGGUGAGACCACCGGCGAGGAAUGUCUCCAGUGCGGCGCCGCCUGCGGCCCGCUGACAGGCGGCGGCGUCUGUUCCGGCUGUCUCCAGAGCCCCGCCGGGCCCGCCUCCGCGCCCACCCCCGAACCGGCGCCCUGCGACGAUAUCAGCGUCGUCUGAGACACCGGGAGACCGCCCCGGGCAGGGACUGACCUCCGGCGGGUCAGACUGGUCGCCAGACUGACACCAUUCACACGCCAAUAGUGUGCCAAACGCCACUCAAAAGCAACUCUGAGCCGCGGAAACUCAAAAGGCCCACGAAGGCUCACUUCAUCCCUUCGCAAGCGGGGUGGCAAAUGAACUAGACUCAAGUGGCGCGGCGCAGAGCGUCGGGCUGGGCUCGUAUUUGUCCGACGCCAGCGCGAUUCGGCGUUAUUUCGUGACGCGUUUUGCUCGUGUUCAAUCCAGUGACAUUCCCGAGAUGUUGUGCAAUAACAGUUGGCCAAGUUUGGACACCAUCCGGGGCGUCACAGUGCUGAAGCUGCUGUAGCUGCUAAAGCUGCUCUGGCUGCUGUAGUUGCUGAAGCUGUUGUACAAUUCCACGGCGGCCAUAACAGUGAUGACAUGUUGUUAGUUUGAGGUUCUAUUGCGCUGUUGUGUAAUUGUAGCGAUAUUGAUAUGCGUGAUACUGACAUAGUCACUGUUUUAAAUCGGAUAGCGAGGAUAGUUCAAUCACUCUGCUGGUUGAAGUCGUGGGAGUAAUAAUGUGUUUGCCCUGUCUAGUCAAUAGGUCGCUUCACGCAUGUGUCCGUGUAAAUAAAUAUCAGACAAAG
Molecule: messenger RNA, 2295 nt
Organism: Amphibalanus amphitrite
Lineage: Eukaryota; Metazoa; Arthropoda; Thecostraca; Balanomorpha; Balanidae
Product: zinc finger protein 287-like
Exons: 8
Coding region: 287-1642 (451 amino acids)
Cellular component (GO): nucleus
Source: RefSeq, a predicted model, not a curated record